AUGCGCGGGCGGGGUGAGCUCCCCAAGGCGAGGCCCAUUCUUAUCAUGGACAACUUGCACGCGCAGACCACGGACGAGUUCAAGGAGUAUCUUGCGAAGCACUGCAACACUCUCGCCUGGUAUGGCCCUUCGGAGUGCACGGACGAGGUGCAGCCACUUCAUGCAGGAGCCGGACGAUUUCUCAAGGUGGAAGUCGGGAGGCAGAUGGACAUAUGGCUCGAGCAGUCGGACAACCUCGAGAGGUGGAAAACCGCGUCGCUGACAGCUUCUGAUCGGCGCGUCCUGAAUACUCAGUGGAUGGGAGCGGGCAUGGCAAGACUCAACAGCCAACAGGCGUACCGGUACCGUCUUUUCGAAAAGUGCGGGAUGGCCAUGACCGUGGACGGCUCGGGCGAUGAUCGAAGCACCUUGGAGCGUUUGGACAAGCCGUAUACCUUCGCUAACGAUGAAGACAGUAAUAACGACGAACAAGAUUCGGAGAACGGCAACGAUGAGCCUGAGGGGCGGGCGGAGGAGGGCGAUGGAGGACGUGAGACGCUCAUGGAGGGCGUUGACUCCAGCGAUGAAGACGACGGCGGUAAGUUUGAGAUACAGGGAAUGGAGUUCCCGGCAGGCUUUCGUAUUCAAGAAGCUAAACCCGUUGCUCUUGAGAGAUUGCUUUUGCGGCGUGGAGUGCUCGUUAGGCUGGACAUGGGGUGGUUAGGAGGGGUGAUCACUCAACAAUCUCAGAAGCACACUCGCCACCUGUACGACUACUGUGUGCAGCUGGAGCUAGACCAGAGUACGCGCAAGAUGAAGUUGCCCUUAGACAAGCUCAACAAGGCAGUUUGGUAG
Messenger RNA from Ectocarpus sp. CCAP 1310/34, 834 nucleotides. Lineage: Eukaryota; Phaeophyceae; Ectocarpales; Ectocarpaceae. The record is from the annotation of a GenBank genome assembly.